AUGUCCCCAAGAUCCCAAUUUAGUUCAUGCUCAGCGGCGGUGGCGCUGCUCUCUCUGACAGGCGCGCUGUGGCCAACCGGCGCACUUGCGGGGAGCAGCAAUGGCAACAGCGAGGGAUACAAGCUGAGAGAGGACAUCCCACAACGCGAACAGGUCACCGACAGUCUCGGCAAGCUCCAAUACGUUCCAUUCUACACUUGCAACGAGACAUCUCGCCCGCUCUCCCUCCACUACGGCAUCUCCGAAACAAUAACCUGCACCAUCCCCUCCCUCUCCGAUGAGCUCUACCAUCUCCUCGAAUUCUACGUCCACUCAGACGUCCCCAUGACCUGCCGCAUCCCAACAGCACCGCUAACACCGUCUACCGCACACGCAGACAAAGCCAAAGACGAGAAGACAGGCGAAGCAGACUCUCUCUCCGCGCUGGCUGACAACGGCCCACCCUUUACACCGCUCACCAUCGCGCUCCAGGGCACGCUGCAGCUGAGCCAUCUGCACAUCUGGACAGAUAUGAACGUCGUCAUGCACAACAUGGCUUCGGACGCGGCCGCAGAGCAGAAAACUAACAACGGGGCUCAGUCCGGGCAGCCUGGGUUCGUUGUUGGUGGGACUGCGUACUCGACUCCCGAGUUUGAUAAUACGGGAAAGAUCGCCAAGCUCGAUGAAGAUGAGGAGCCGGUUGCUCUUGCGCAGGCUGCGCGUGAGCCUUGGACUGCGGGUCAUGGUACCAAGGUUGUGCGCGGCGAACCGCUGACUUUCUCUUUCCAUGUUGCGUGGUUGGAAGGCGGGGACAGUAUUGGGUGGCCAGUGCGGCCGGCUACUGAUUCUUGGUUGGCGUUGGCCACUGGGACUGGGAAGGGCUCUGGGUCUUUCUUUUCGAAAUUGGUGUUCUUUGUUAUGGCGGCCUCGGCUGGUGCUUUGGUUGCGCUGUAUUGGGAGCGUAAUGGUGGCCGUGGUCGUGCUGUUUGGCACGGGGAUGGACUUUUGGGCGGCACUCCUGCUAGGGGAAAGAGUCCUGGUGUUACCUUUGGUAAUGGUGGGAAGGCUAAUGGGUAUGGGGGAUAUGCUGGAGCUGGGACUGGGACUGGAAAUGGUAACGGGGCUGGUGGUGGAUAUUCGUUCCCGAGUGGGAAAAGAGACUGA
Penicillium soppii is the source of this 1143-nucleotide messenger RNA. RefSeq lists its product as uncharacterized. Bases 1 to 1143 code for a protein of 380 amino acids. The record is from RefSeq and is a predicted model, not a curated record. NCBI's taxonomy places the organism in Eukaryota, Fungi, Ascomycota, Eurotiomycetes, Eurotiales, Aspergillaceae. The transcript is spliced from 2 exons.